Acipenser ruthenus (sterlet) is the source of this 2615-nucleotide messenger RNA. Its product is annotated as Fc receptor-like protein 5. Gene Ontology annotation, biological process: cell surface receptor signaling pathway. The record is from RefSeq and is a predicted model, not a curated record. The transcript is spliced from 13 exons. NCBI's taxonomy places the organism in Eukaryota, Metazoa, Chordata, Actinopteri, Acipenseriformes, Acipenseridae. Gene Ontology annotation, molecular function: transmembrane signaling receptor activity. Bases 36 to 1601 code for a protein of 521 amino acids.
UUGAGCUCAGCACUGUGAGAGUGUCUCCAGACAGAAUGCAGGCUUGUGAACUCGCCUUACUGAUGUGGCUGACCACACUGACCGGCUCUGGACAGUCACAGGAUGAACAGGUGACCCUACAGACUGAACCCCAGCCUCUGUUUGAGGGAGAGACUCUGACUCUGAGGUGUCUCAUCCGUGAUGGGUCUACAGUGAAGUGGGUUUACUUUUACAAAGAUAAUAUAGAGUUAAAAUACCAGAGCACCACGGAGCUGAGAGAGGAACGUGUUUCAAAGAAGCAAGACGGGAUCUACAAGUGCAGUGCGAGAUGGUGGAGUAAAACCAUUUACUCUGCAGAGGUGCGGGUGUCAGUGACAGAGCUGCCACAGCCUGCCCUGACCCGGGAGCCUUCAGGAGAGAUAUUUGAAGGAGACGCAGUCACCCUGAGCUGUGUGGUGGAGGAGGGUUCUGGUGGCUGGAGAUAUCUCUGGUACAAAGACAGUGAGUCCAGUCCUCCAGUGUACCAGACUGACAGAAGCAGUGGAACUGGAGCGGGAUACACAAUCAGUGCUGCUGCUCUGUCCCACAGUGGAGAGUACUGGUGUCGAGCUGAAAGAAGCAGGACAUCAUUGAACUCACAAUACAGCAAAGCCCUCAGGAUACAGGUACAUGAGCUGCCACAGCCUGCCCUGACCCAGGAGCCUUCAGGAGAGAUAUUUGAAGGAGACUCAGUCACCCUGAGCUGUGGGGUUCAGGAGGGUUCUCGUGGCUGGAGAUAUCUCUGGUACAAAGACAGUCAGUCCAGUCCUCCAGUGUACCAGACUGACAGCAGCAGUGGAACUGGAGCUGGAUACACAAUCAGUGCUGCUGCUCUGUCCCACAGCGGAGAGUACUGGUGUAAAUCUGGAAAAGAGAGGACAUCAUUGUACUCACAAUACAGCCAUCCCAUCUGGGUAAAUGUAACUGCUCUGUUCUCCAGGGUGACUCUGACAGCAUCUCCAGGAGCCACAGUGAAGGAGGGAGAGGCUCUUAACCUGACCUGUGAGGCAGUAGUGAACAAAACCCCCCGCCCUCAACUCCACUACACCAUUGUGAGAGACGGGGAGCCUGUGACUAACAGCACUGACUCUGCACUGUACAGCAUAGCCAGCACUGAGAAGAACCACACUGGGAGCUACACGUGUGCUGUGGAGUCACAGGGAGUGAAGAAGAGCAGCCAGGAGCUACACAUUGAAGUGCAAACAUCAUGGCACAGAACGGUUGCUGUUGGCUUCAGCGUCGGCUUCUUUGUGAUUCUUGUCACUGUGUUCACUCUGCUGCUCCUCUAUCACAAGAUGAAAGGUCUCCCGUGUAUCCCGGGUGGUAAGUGGAGGAACCACUCAGAUCAGGACCAGGACCACCCAGCAGGGAGAGUAGAGCUCUCCAAACGAGCACAGCAACCCGAAUCUGAAGAAAUCGUUUACUGCGAUGUUGACACAAGCAAACAUAACCCUAAAAAGAAAGUUAAACCUGCAGAGACUGAUACUGUGUACUCAGCUGUGAAUAUCACUGCAGCCCAACCUGCAGCAGCCAAUGCAGAGGCCAUGUAUGCCACAGUCCUCCCAAAGAAGAAAAAGAAGUAAAUGAAAGGGGUCCCCAGGAGUGAGAACCAGCCAGAAUCCAGAGACCCUGAGAAGGGGAGCAUGUCAGACUUAAGCAGACAGACCCAUUCUUUCAUACACUGGGGAGGCCUGGGAUUCAGCUCCACUCCUGCCCCUGAAUUGGAAUUGAAUCUCACUCAUCAUGCUGUGAGGAUUUCGGACAGAGUUACAAGUCUUUCUACUUAGAAGAGACACAUUGGAAAUAUAUGCCAAGAAACCUGUUGUAUUGCUUGUAUUGAUAUUUUUCCAUGAAUGUAUUAAGACUUUGAAACUCUUUGUAUUGUGUUCCAAUUUAGACUCUUAGUUUCAGUUUGUAUAUCAAAAAAAUAAUUAGCCACUGCCAUUAAAAUAACAUAUGUAAAGCUUAAUAUGCAAUUGAAUUUGAAAGCUUGACAUGCAAUUGCAUUGUAUUCAAGUGUGAAGUGUAUACCAUGCUAUUAAAAGAUAAGAUCAGAAGCAUUUGAACUAGAAAUGAAGGGGGGAUAAAAUCAACAAAAAACAGAAGGGAAACUACAUCAAAACAAGGGCAACAACUCGGGUAACGCAGCCACUAAAUGUAUUUAACUAAAUGCUAGAAGUCUCACAAACAAAAUGUUAGAACUUGAAGCUACUGCACAAACAAGUAACUACGAUGUGAUAGGUGUUACAGAAACGUGGUUAUCCGAGGGUGAUGGAGACGAAUAUAAUAUUAGUGGGUAUACACUGUAUAGGAAAGACAGGCAGGACAGAAGAGGCGGAGGGGUAGCGCUAUACAUAAGAAAUAGUCUAGAAGCCCAGGUGUUAAAUCUGGAAGAAAAAAAUGCAGACCAGAUCAGAAUAAUGGACAAAAAUUCAAAGGGCAUAAAAAUAGGGGCAUGCUAUAGACUGUCAAAUUCAGACACUGAGCAAAAUAAUCUGUUCUACAAUGACAUUAGAAAUGCAUGUAGAAAAGGAGAAGCCAUACUAAUGGGGGAUUUCAACCUCCCCCAUAUCAAAUGGGAAAACCCGGUGAAAUGG